CUGUCUGUCUGGAUAGAGUUGCUAGGUAGUGCUAACACAUGAACUGAUGUGUUCUCGUUCUCUAGUUUAAUUCAUUUUAUUUUACUCUUCACCUUUUGUGAAAGGAUAACAUUCAAUUUUCAGCAAGCUCUUGUAACUGGAAUAUAUUAGAAGAUGGCAGAUUUUCCUGGGAAGGUGAACACUGAGACAAGUUCACCCCAGCCUCCGACAAGCCAAAACCAGUUUAUGAGCAUGUCUAUGGACUUAUACUUUAUGAAGACAAUUCCUGGGAUCUUGUUGCAGGUGGAGAUUGUUUUAGGCUUGCUGGUGUGGGCACUUGUGUCCAGUACUGCCUAUGGGCUGCUGCCUGCCUUUGGCUGGGUCUUGUUUGUGAGCAUCACACUGUGGAUCCUGACCAUUGUCCUCUUUGUCAUGCUGUUUUUUGGGAUGAGGCAGAAACUGACAUCUAUACCUUGGCCCUUAGUGCUGCUGGUAUUUUAUGGGGUUGCGACCGUACUGUAUCUCACUGCUUUUCUGGCCGAUGCAGCCUCAGUGCCAUACUUCUCCAACUACCCCUUCCAUUAUUAUAGUUUGGCAGCUUCUGCGUUUUUCGCAAUCGUGGUGACUCUGACCUACGGUGCCAGCACCUUCUUUGCCUUCUUGGAUUGGAAGGGGGAUGGGGGAAACGCAGCUACGAGCACAGUGCCAGUGUAAUAACGCCCAGUGUUGGCGCUCACACUCUGUCGAGGGACUUCUAUAAAUUGUGUGUAAAAGUGCACCACUGGAAAACGAAGUGCACUGUGAUGAUGCAGUAUGUUUUAUGGAAACAUUUCAGUGCUGUUUGAGAGCAUUGCUGUGCUGUUAUAGAGUCUCUAUAUGUUGUUUAUGUACAAACCUGUUUUGUAUGAUUUACAUAUGUUAAGGUAUCCUGGCUAAAUGUGUUUUAUUUUUUAUUUUGUAUUUUUUAAACUAAAUCAAACAUAUAUAAUCAAAGAAGUUCCGAAUUCAUAUUUAAUAAAACAAUUUU
Messenger RNA from Trichomycterus rosablanca, 1006 nucleotides. RefSeq names its product plasmolipin (gene pllp). Bases 154 to 693 code for a protein of 179 amino acids. The record is from RefSeq and is a predicted model, not a curated record. The transcript has 4 exons. Gene Ontology annotation, biological process: myelination. Gene Ontology annotation, molecular function: structural constituent of myelin sheath. Gene Ontology annotation, cellular component: membrane. NCBI's taxonomy places the organism in Eukaryota, Metazoa, Chordata, Actinopteri, Siluriformes, Trichomycteridae.